Molecule: messenger RNA, 1457 nt
Organism: Brassica rapa (field mustard)
Lineage: Eukaryota; Viridiplantae; Streptophyta; Magnoliopsida; Brassicales; Brassicaceae
Source: RefSeq, a predicted model, not a curated record
AAUAAGCGGCAAAAAUAUAAUAUCUGAAUUUUUACGUGCUGGAGAGGCUUGAUUAGGGCUUUGUUUCUGUAGCUUACUUGGAACUUUACCUUAGCCAACGAACCUUUUUUGUUGUUUAUCUCACAUACAACACGAAGAAGCAAGAUGAGACAAAGAGACGUUUAAACCAAUUAAUUACUUCCAGCGACGCUAAUGUCUGAAAAAUGAUCCUCACCAGCUCAACUAAGUGACUAACACUUGCUAAGAUGGUAAACAAAAGUUAAAUAUGAGUCUCGCGACUUUGGAAUUUAAAAAGAGAAUAUGGUUUUAUCGUACUGAUUAGCAUAUGGUUACGAUGGUCGUAACUCGUAAGUACCGAACCAAUUCUACAGUAAGUGGCAAGUCAUACAUGUCAAUAAAACGGUCGGGUAUAAACCGGAUUUGGGUAUAAAACGUAAUAGUAAAGUCUUACAUGAGCCCACCUCCUUUACGUUCGACCUUCACGUCGGUCUGUGGUUCACGCGUCAGACACGUGUGGUGUCCCCACCACGUCUCACUUGCCGACUUGCCUUGGCAAACAGUAACCUUUGUAACACAUUUUGUCUACCACAAGUUUUAUUCCUUAAGUUCAACUCACCGGCAUUAUUUAAACACACAGAGAGAAAGCAAUAUAGAGAACCUUAACAACGAAAAUAAACACAUGGCCGGAAAAUUAAUGACUUUGCAAGUUUUCCACUUGCUAAGCAUAUCUUUAGUCAUCUUCUUUGUAUUCUCUGUGAAUGUUGUCAGUGAGGAGGAUUACCAGAGAGCGGUGCCUCCGGAAGAUAAAACGACUACGGUUUGGUUCUCUAGGAUCAAACAGUCUGGUAAUGAUUACUGGGGGAAACUCAAAGAGAGUUUAGGUCGUGGUCACGCCCGCUUUUUUCCUCCAAACAUAGAUUUGUGUAGAGGAAAGGAUGAUCCAUCAAUGGGAGCAGGAGGAAAGAUGAAAGAGGCGGUCACAAGGAGCUUCGAGCACAGUAAAGAUUCGGUGGAGGAAGCUGCCAGAUCAGCAGCGGAGGUGGCGUGUGAUGCGGCGGAAGCAGUUAAAGAAAAGGUGAAGAGGAGCUUUUCCGGCAGCGAGACGACUCAGCAGCAGUCAUAUGGUACUGAGGAGCUCUAAAUACCUCGUUAUGUUCGAUUGAAACGACAUAGUUUCGGAAGAGAAUCGCAACAUAUCAUUGGUUGUUUGAUUUCUAAGUCAACUUGCGUGCUUUUUUCUAUAUAGUAUAGACAACGAUCACGUCACGUGAGGGAUUUGAGAUCUCAUAUCUCAUAUUCAAGUAUUAGAGUUAUGGUUCUGGCCUUAACCAUUGUGACUCGCAAAUAUCUUCUUUUCUUUUUCUUUUUGCCAACUAGCGCAAAAUAUCUACUUGUGAGUUGUCACCCAACAUAUCCAUCUAAAUUCUAAAACAAUAAAGGUGUGAGAAUCGUUAUAU